AUGGAGGCAUACAAAAAGUUGUCAGCCAUUGGAUCAUGGGAGAACAGCAAAAAAGCAUGCGUAGAAGCUCAGUUGAAGAAGAUGGAGGAAAAAAUUGAAAUGAUGAAGGCAGAAUAUACAGAGAAAAUGAAGAACAAGGCGGCCGAAAUCCACAAGGCAGCAGAAGAAAAGAGAGCGAUGAUUGAAGCCAAACGUGGGGAGGAUGUUCUCAAGGUAGAAGAGGUAGCUGCAAAAUUCCGUGCAACUGGCAAUACACCGAAAAGGUUUUUUGGAUGCUUUAGCUACUAAUUUUCUUUCUUAGGCUCAAACCAAAUGAGGAAUUGAAAAUAUGGGAUUUAAAACUUUAAUAGUUUGCAUAUUUUGUUCUUAAUUAGGCUUGUUUUAUUGGUGUUUUGUGUAAUAAUGUAAUGUUUUGGUUUUGUAAAUGUCCUUUUUUUGGUGUGCAUAAUGUGAUUUCAUUGUGUUGUUGUUCAUAAGUGAAAGUGAAACAUGGUUGAGUUGUGAGACUGAAAAUUUGAACUUUUGCCUUGUACCCUUAUAUAUUCCAUACCUUUUCUUUUCUUUUC
This is a messenger RNA of Camellia sinensis, 566 nucleotides long. NCBI's taxonomy places the organism in Eukaryota, Viridiplantae, Streptophyta, Magnoliopsida, Ericales, Theaceae. The record is from RefSeq and is a predicted model, not a curated record.